AAGUACAUAAUCUUGUUUGUUUUCUUUUACAAAUACAUUGGUUUCUUCAUAAACAAAGAUAAAUAAGUUGGGAUCUUCCUCCAUAAAUAGCUUCACAUCUCUCUAUCCCAAACAAAACCAUUACUACUUGUUUAUUAAGCAUAAAGGUCUCAAAUUUCUUUAGAUUUAUUCAAGAAAACAUACAAAAAUGGCCAUCAGAAAAUCAAACAAGCUAUCACAAGCUGCAGUUUUGAAGCAAAUUAUGAAACGGUGUUCUAGUUUGGGCAAGAAACAAAGCUAUGAUGAUGUAGAUCACCUUCCGGUUGAUGUACCAAAAGGACAUUUUGCAGUUUACGUAGGAGAGAACAGAACUCGAUAUAUCAUACCGAUUUCUUUGUUGACUCACCCUCUGUUUCAGUGCCUCCUACAAUGCGCUGAGGAAGAAUUUGGCUUCGAUCAUGACAUGGGAAUUACAAUUCCAUGUGAAGAAGUUGUUUUCCUAGCAUUAACUUCCAUGCUCCGGUAAAUAUU
Molecule: messenger RNA, 510 nt
Organism: Solanum dulcamara
Lineage: Eukaryota; Viridiplantae; Streptophyta; Magnoliopsida; Solanales; Solanaceae
Product: protein SMALL AUXIN UP-REGULATED RNA 12-like
Exons: 1
Coding region: 188-505 (105 amino acids)
Biological process (GO): response to auxin
Source: RefSeq, a predicted model, not a curated record